This is a messenger RNA of Arctia plantaginis, 375 nucleotides long. The record is from the annotation of a GenBank genome assembly. NCBI's taxonomy places the organism in Eukaryota, Metazoa, Arthropoda, Insecta, Lepidoptera, Erebidae.
AUGCACAUCCAUCUUCAAAAGUGCCGCAAACAGCAUCCCAAUGCCAAGAAAGCCACCUGCCCAUUUGAUGCGACACAUAUUGUCAAUGAUGUUGAAAUAGAUUUCCAUGUCACUGUGUGCCCUAAAAGGCACAUGCUGGACUCUCAAAUGUUCGUCCUGGACGAUGACUACCGUCCACAGGUGGCUGUGCAUUCUAGUGCACCAACGAGUGUGGACCCCAAUGAAGAAUCGUGGGACAAUGAGAAUACACAGUCGUAUAAGCCAGAUCCUGCUAAGAAGGGUGCACACAUAAUAAUGAAAGUUAAGGGCGCUACACCUUCAGAACGUCGCAAGGCCCGGAUGGAGGGCGUGAAAAACUACCGACCUCUCCAAUGA